AUGAAGAUUUGGAUAGCGGUGUUCCUUGUCGGGACGGCUCUGACGGUGUACUCAGUGUACCAAGUUGUGGCAGAUUACCUUUCCUACCCUGUCAUCACAUACGUAUCCAUGAGCCACGCACGAAAAAUGACCUUCCCGGCCGUCACCGUCUGCAACUCCAAUCCUAUCGUCUGCUUCAAGCUGGGCCAGCUUCGAGAUUUGCUUCCUGAGUUAUGGGACGUAUCUGGGUGCAAGGUUGAAGCCUUCAUGCUCACCCCCGUCAUUUGGCUCCUCUCGCCGAACUUGGAUCGAGAGAAGCUCAAGACAGCGCUCGACGGAGGUGAGGAACACAACGGAGCUGGCACUUACUAUCGUGGAUCAAGGCUACACAUAUGUGAAGAAUAUGUCCCUUCUCAAAUUAAUGUCCGGAACGAACCCGCCAUCCAGAUUGGACUCAUUUCUGAAGAGCCUAUUGGAAAGAGGUCUCUACCUCCGCAGGGUACUGCAGGACAAUCCGCAGGCAAUCUGGAUGGACCCCAUGGAUUUGGCGUGGAGGACAUCUCCGCUGCAACUGAUGAUUACUUGAAUAGUCACUGCGUAAAUGUGGACAUCAAGGUGCUUCUCCCUACAAAUGAUGUAGUGUCCAUCUCAUGUCGUCGCAGUGCCACCACAGAGGAGCUUUUCACAAGUUUGGCUGACAAGAUCUCCUUGCCCCACACUGUUGCUCCCUAUUUUGCAUUAUUUGAGCUUCUUGAAUACAAUUUUGAGAGGAAGCUGGGACCCCGUGAAUGCCCACACAGCUUAUACAUUCAGAAUUAUAGCACUGCAACAGCAACAUGCAUUGCCCUGAGGCGCUGGCUCUUCUCUGUCAAUACUGAACUCCACAUCUCUUCUGAGUCAGACCUGGCAGCAACCUUCUUCUAUCAUCUUGCAGUGGAGGAGGUGAAUCGAGGGAACAUCGAUGCUGGGAAUCAACUGUAUAAAUUGAAGGCACUUCAGGACCCAUCAAGAAAACAUGAUUACCUGGAGUUGGUGAGGCAGCAGCCGGGCUAUGCGUCUGUGGUAUUCCCGCAUGCAGCAUGUGAUGCACGCAAGAACCAUGGUCACGUGAUUCCUGUGAUCUCAGAAAGGGGUUUUUCCCUCCGGGCUUGCUCAGAUGAUGGGGAGCCUCAA
This is a messenger RNA of Darwinula stevensoni, 1152 nucleotides long. The record is from the annotation of a GenBank genome assembly. Lineage: Eukaryota; Metazoa; Arthropoda; Ostracoda; Podocopida; Darwinulidae.